GCCGGCGUCGAGCUCGUGCGGCUAGCGUCGAGUAAGCUUGCGCCAUAGAUGAGUGCACGGGCAUAACAUAUAGCUAUAGUUGGCUGCCCCCUGCAUUAUCAACAUUUGCUGCCAAUAGACUGUGCAGUAGUAACAACCAUGCUGCUGGCACUCCUGCUCCUUCUCGCCGCGACAACAGCAGCCCUAGAGCAAGACGGCAAGGACUACGACCUCUACACGACCGCCUCCGCCCUGCGCAACCUCGCCGGCGGCUUCGCGAGCGAGGUGGAGGUGACCGCGGACGGGCGCGUCAAGAAAUUGAUCUUUGACGGCACGGCGGACCUGUUGGCUGAGGCGCGGGCGCUGGUCAACGCGCUGGGCGUCACCCAGGGCGAGGGGUGCGAGGACCGAGAUUGUGCCGCAAAAGAGCUGGUGAACAUGAUGCGCGGGACCGUCGACGCGAGGCGGCGGACGGCCGGCGAGGCGCUCGACCUCGCGCAGCUGCGCAUCGCGACCACGACGCGCGGACAUUUCCACGUGGUGCACACGCGGGACUCGUUCGUGGGCGCGUCGCUGGAGGCCGCGGGCACCUUCGAGGAACCCGCGCUGCGCCUGAUGCUCGCGGUCGUCCGGCCCGGCGACGUCGUCGUGGACGCGGGGGCGAAUCUGGGCGCGCACCUGGUGCCGCUCGCGGUGGCGGUCGCAGACGGUCGACACGCGCCGGUCAGCGACGCGGGCCGGCUGGUCGCCUUCGAGCCGCAGGCGAUUCCGCACGCGCAGCUCCACGCGAGUCUACUCAUGCUGGGCUCGGCGCGCAUCCCGAGCGCCGUCGUCGCGUACCGCGCCGCCGCCGGCGCGAAAGACGGGGGAGUCGCGUCAAUCCCGACGCUGGACGAUCGCGGCGCGCCGCAGAACUUUGCCCAACUCUCGCUGGUCGAGGGGGCGUUCCACGGGCGGCCCGACGCGGACGAGUACGAGAACUAUACCGUCGCCCGUCGGCGCGGAGACCAAAAGCUGUCGUGGCGGCACCCGACGCAGCGGUCGAUGUCCACGCAGGUUCCCGUCCGGUCGAUAGAUUCCGUGCUGAAGGAAAUGUCCCUCGCUUGCCCAUCGUUGAUAAAGGUGGACGUCGAGGGCCAAGAGGACGACGCGCUGCGGGGCGCCGCGAAGACCAUCAAAAAAUGCCGGCCUGUCUUGUACGUCGAGAACUGUGUGGAAAUCAACCAGUGCGUCGGGUGCACCCGACAAUUCUUCACUAAGUCAUUUCUCGGCGAUGACGUGGCCGCGCUGGCUCCGUCGAGCGGCGAGGAACCGGCAUCGCCACGCCAUCGAGCAGGCGUCGCGUCGAUGGCGUGGAGGACGACGCGGCGAAGGAGGACGAACGCGCCGUAAAAUUUUGAUUUCCACACAGGUCGAGAACAACCACUACCCCGCGGCCGGCAUCGCGACGAGGCAUUGCCGGGGUGCUGGCUACGUCGCCUUCCACCACGCGUUCUCCUACGCCGCGCUCUUCCCCAGACCUCGCUCAAGAGAGGAGGCGGCGUACCACGCGGACGUCGCGGACCGGUCGGACUCGCGGAACCUGCUGUGCGUCGCGUCGGCCGAGCGCCUCGCCGGGCUGCCGGAGACCAUUUUCCUUGAGGUCGUGCCCGGCUGGGAAUCCGCCGCGGCAGCGCUCCCGCCGGACCUGCUCGCGAGGCUGACGCGGCCCGUCGACGAGGCGGUGUUGUACCCGAACCGGGGGGCGCCGUGGGAGUAGUUGUCGUAUAAAGUGUGUUUGUCCUUUG
Messenger RNA from Pelagomonas calceolata, 1766 nucleotides. The record is from the annotation of a GenBank genome assembly. NCBI's taxonomy places the organism in Eukaryota, Pelagophyceae, Pelagomonadales, Pelagomonadaceae.